CACCGCUUGAAGACUCAAAUACUUAAAUAGAUGGAUGAAGUUGUGAAAAUUUUGGAAGAAAUUUCCUCUUCCAUAUACCAUAAAACUUUAUCGUAUCAACCGGAUGAUGUUAUAAAUUAUGUUGGUCUACAAGAGUGUCGUGUGAUAUAUCUAACAGAGACUGAAAAUGAAGUUGUUGCCAUAUUGAAUGAAAAUGAUGAUCGAAUGUUGCACUCACUAUCCUCAACAGUUGCGGUGAUUAAAAGACAAGCAACGUUGGACACAUCAACAAGCAUAAGAAAUCAGUUGAUUCUUCUGAGCUUUCCAACCUCAAACACUUCGAGUGAUAGUGAGUUUUACAUUGAAAACUUGAAGUCUUUGGUGAAAUAUGGCGUGGGCUCAUAUUUUAAUAUACUUGACCAAAAGCACCAACUUGAAGGUUUUUCUCUUCAUGCUAUAGGAAACACAAAACUUAAAAUCAAAAAUAUGCUAUUAGAUAUACAAGGCUUACAGCAAACGAUACAGCCGCCAGACCUACUUUUAGACAUUCCUGACCCAAUUCAAAAGUGGUUACAAAGCAAAGAAGGAAAAGAACUAUCACAAGCAUUAGAAGAAAGUGCUGAUCUAAUCGAAGACGUUCAUUUUCUUAACUUGGUUCAAUCAUUGGUUCAUACUUGGGUGAAAAAUAUUCAAAGCAUUAUUCAGCUUGACCAUAACCCACUAGAUGGAACAGUUCGUGACGAAAUCACAUUUUGGAAUGCAAAAGAAAGCGCUCUUAACACAAUCAAAACACAGCUCGCCUCACCAAACGUAUCUCUUAUAUUGGAUCUGCUGAAGAUCAGUAAGAGGUCGCAUACUGCAGUGGCUUUAAUAUCAAGUUUGUCUGUUAAAGAUUCGCUGAAGGUAGCUACCGUAAACAACAACUUUCUCAAAAAUUUGACUAUAAAUAAUGUCUAUUCUGCAGAAACGAUUUCAAACUUGCAAUUGGCAAUUGGAGAUGUGUUUGAAAAUUUCAAAAAAAUAAAAAUUAUUAGAUACCCUAUAGAAAAGGCUGUUGUUUUAUUGAGGCUAAUCACAAAAGACUUUGAGUCAAGAUUAAUUGAUAUUUUAUCCAAAUAUAAUUUAUUCCAAGUAGAUGCUAACGAAUUUGAGAGCAUCUUGCAACAAAUUGAAACACAACUAGACUUCUUCGACAAUAAUGUAAGGGCUGUGAUUAAUCUACUAAGGGGCAUGUUACGGAAACAGGAAAAUAUUUUUAUACCUAUCAAAAUUGAAACGCCUAAUUUUAUAAAAGAAAGCAUGCACGAAAUCAAAGCCAUCAGAAAUGACCAUGAAAGCUUUAACAUUUCGAUAAUGUCCUUGGUUGAUGAGUUUGAGUCCGCUCCUGAUCGUCAGCUUCCCAUUUGUCAACAGUUAUAUAAUGAAUCCCAAGUUGCAUACAGCUCGCUUUCAACUUUGCCUUUGAACAAGAUUUUUGAGAAAGAGGGGACGUAUUUUAAUUCUCAUAAAACAACAUAUUAUCAGCAGAUCUCUUUUGUUGAAAGAAAGCUCGUCAAUGUUAUAAAAAGCUUGCUUGCAGUUGUAAGCAAUGAACCAAGUGCACUAUUUGUAAUUUUUCGAAAAUUUAAUUUCUUGCUCAGCAAACCUCAGAUCAGAUUAAUGCUUCAGCAGUAUUAUACAAUUUUGCUUAACUCAACAGAGAAAGAACUUGACUACUUAGAAACCCAAUUUAUAUACCAGUCACAAAUUAAAGAUAUUUUAUCGCUAAGACAUCUUCCAACUUUUUCUACAAAAAUGGUAUGGAUUAAGCAAGCUCUAAACUCAAUUGCAAAAAUAUUUAGUCAUCUUGAACUUAUAUUAACGAAACAAUGGUCCAAUUAUCCUGAGGGAAAAAGAUUUUCAGCGAGAAUAUCACUGUUACUGUCUGAGAUUGAUAUUGAUGGCCUUCUAGAUGCCUGGAGUACUGAAACUAAUAAACGUAUGAAUAACUCAAUAUUGAAGUCACGCGUAUUUCAGGAAACUACUCUCAAAAAUGGAGAUCCACAAUACCUGAUUAGCAUGGAUUAUGCUGACCUUGAAAUUGGUCAGGAGCUGAAAUGCUUGAAGCUUCUUGGAAUGAAAAUCCCGGCCUCUAUAAUGACAUACUCGGGAAAAAUAAGCUCUAUCUAUAAAUACGCUUCGCUUUUUGACGAAUUAUUAAGACAAUUUUAUGAUUUACAUCAAAAGGUGUCCCUUUUAAAGGACUUAGCUAUUCUAGUAAGUCCUACAAUAAGAGAUAUAAUUUCCAAUAUUCAGUAUUUGAGCUCUCAAACUUGGCUCGAUGUUUCAAAAUCCGAAGAACCGAUAGACGCACACACAUGUGAAAAUAGUCGUCUGGUUGGAUCUAUCAAUCAGUUCCAGACAAAUGUUUCCAGCUUAUCUGAUGACUUAUACAAGAUAUUGGAAAUGAAAGAGGAAUACUAUUCACAUCUACAAAAGAUAGAACAUUGUGUAUUUGAUUCACGUAUUCUUUCGGAGAAUAUUGCAAACUUUCAGAAGUUAAUUGAAAAACUUGUUGAUCAAAAAUCACCCAACAAAGUUGGUUUUAUUGAUUUUGUUAACGGCAAGUUAGAACAGAUACUCGCCAAAAAAUGCAAACUUGAAAUGGAGAGAUUUCAUAGUCAGUGGACACUUGAAGAAGCGCAAAUUUUUCAUGAUGUUAGGACCCAUAAAAUUGUUGUUCAUGAUUUAUCCAUAAGUCUUAGUCCUGAAAUUCAAGCAUCCAAGCAAUAUUUUCUGGAGUACUUGAACUCUUUGAUUUUGUCGGUGAAAACGCAAAAACCUUUGUUUGCACCUACUUAUGAUAAAGAAACAAUUGACAGAAAAUUCAAAUUUGAUGGCUACGAGCUUCAAGCCUCCUAUAAAAGAUGUUUUGAGAUAGUUCAGAGCAAGAUCGGUGAAUGUGAGAGCUUUUUUGCAAAAUGGAAAUCAUUGCAGUUUUUAUGGGAUAAUGAAGAUUUGAAGCUCAAAUUCACAGCUAGUCAAGACUUAGAGUUGUGGCUACAGAUUUUAACAAAAUUCAGAGAAAUGAGAGAGGUUUUUGACACCCCAGAAAGCUCAAAAGCAUUUGGUCUUAUUAAGGUUGACUACCAACAAGCGCAAAACAGGAUAUAUUCUAAGUUCGAUUCGUGCCAGAGAUCACUUCUUGAGUCUUACGGAUUGGUCUUGAAAUCGCAAUUGCAGAUAGAGGCACAAGAAUUACGAAAAGUCAAAGUGGAGUCCGAAAGUCAGAUAUUUGAUUUGAGUAAUCCAAUUUCAACUAUUUCAGUUCUAUCAUCUUUGGUCACUAAUAAACAUUAUUUGAAUUCGAAGCUUGCUGUUUUUAACAGUUUGGAAAAGGGGCAGAGUAUACUCAGAAAAUACAGAUAUAAGUUUACUUCAGAUUGGAUUUUUUUCAGCCAGAUAAGUGAUGAUAUUGAAGGACUGAAAGCAUUAGACCUGAGAAACCUAGAAUAUUUAAACUCACAUAGUGAUAUAGUUCAAGCAGUGUUGAAAGAAGAGAUACAAAAUAUAAUAAAAAUCACAUUAGCCACAAAAACCAAAUGGCAGAAACAAAAGCCGGAUCAAAAAUCUUCGGUUCAAAAUGCUAUAAUGAUACUACAAAACUUUGAGAAUUCUUUCAAUGUGAUAGAAAUGUCAUACCAGAAGUUGCAUAAAGCAUGUAUUAUGGUUGGGUUAUCUAUAGACAUUGAUUUGAGUAGAGAAUUUGAAGAAAUCAAGCACUUACAGUAUAUAUGGAGCUACAUUAUGAAACUUUACAACGCUUUGGAUAGUAUCAAAACGGUGGAGUGGUUUUCAUGCAGUAUUAAUGAAGUUAAAUCUACGUUGGAGGAUUCAUUAUCAUUAUCCAGAACACUACCUGUUAAUAUUCGCUCUUAUCCGGCGUUUGAAAGCGCUCAAAUGAAAAUAAAAGAAGCGCUCAAAUGUAUUCCAAUCAUCAGAUCACUACAGAAUGAUGUUAUCAAAGCAUCACACUGGAUUGAAAUCUUUGAGCAUAUCAAAUUAAAAAAAGUGCCAGAAGUUUUCUGUUUAGGCGAUGUUUUAGAUUUGGAUCUUUCCAAGAACGAAAAGUAUAUCAAAUCUAUAAUAACCAAAGCUGAAUCCGAAGCAGUGUUGGAAGUCACUAUCAAUGGGAUAGAGCAAUCAUGGGCUACCUACAAAUUUGAGGUAUAUCAAAUGAGGCCUCAUAUAAAAUUGAUAUCAGGCUGGAGUGGUUUGCUCUCCAACAUAGAAGAUGACAUCAAUAUUCUAGAGUCAGUAAAAGUGUCUCCUUACUAUUCUACUUUUGCUCAUCGUGUUAAAAAUUUUGAAAGUAGGCUAGCUUUAUUGUCACAAAUUAUUAAUAUCUGGCAUGAGGCACAGAAGCAGUGGGUAUAUCUUCUGGGAAUUUUUGAAAACAAAGAACAAAUAGGAAAGUUGAUUCCUAGAGAUUUAUCAAAAUUUGAGAACAUCUCAUUCGAAUUCAAUCAUUUAACAUCCAGUGUUUUAUCGGCCUCUGUAGCGCUUGACAUCACAGAUAUCCCUGACAUUUUAAAAAAUAUACAAAGAUUAUCCGAUUCAUUAUCAAAGAUUCGAAUCUCACUCGUUGGAUAUUUAGAGAAGCAAAGAGAAAUGUUUCCACGGUUCUAUUUCAUGGGAAAUGAUGAUUUGUUAGAGCUGCUUGGAAAUUCUACAGACUCCUUGGUGAUCUCAAAACAUAUAAAAAAACUAUUUCCAGGAAUCUCGCUGCUGAACUACGACAAAACCUUGAUGCUAAUCAAAUCCGUUAUAUCUGCGGAAGGUGAAGAGGUCAUACUCAAAAAUCCAGUUUCGUUUAAUAGUGCAGGGCUGAUUGAUUGGUUGACAAGCCUAGAUCUAAGUAUAAAAUCAACUUUGUCGGGAUUAUUGAUCGUACUAGUUGAAGAACUGAAUAGGUUGGCUUACAAUUUAGAACUGGCAAAAGUACUUGAACUUUUAAGUUUGUAUCCAAGUCAAAUAUUUAUAUUGGCUUUUCAAAUUUACUGGACAAAAAUUAUUGAAAAAGCAUCAUCCUUUGGUGAAUUCUCCUCCCCGAUUGAUGAGUUGGAGCGGCUCAUUAAAGGUCUUACCAAUGUGAUUACUAGUGAUGUUUCAUCCUUGUCAAGAGUUAAAAUUGAGAAUUUGAUAAUUGAACUGAUGCACAAGCAAGACAUUAUUAAUAGUUUGAAGGAAGAAAACUCUUCUUCAGAUAGUUUUGUUUUGUUCUGCGAACAGAGAUUUUAUUUAGGAGAAGAUUUUACCAAUAAAACAAGAAAUGUUCAAAUUAUACACGGAAACUAUGUUGCAACUUAUAGUUAUGAGUAUUUAGGUGCCAUCAGGAAACUUGCUUACACUCCUUUGCUAACUUCCACUUUUGCCUUGUUAAGCGAAGCCUUAGACCAAAAUCUUGGUGGGUUACUUUUAGGGCCUGCUGGAACUGGAAAAACGGAGUCAGUCAAAGCUUUAGGUCAUAGUCUUGGACGCCCAGUUUUUGUUUUUUGCUGUGAUGAAACUUUCGAUGUAGAAUCAGUGAGCCGUAUUAUUAUGGGCAUAAGCCAAGUGGGUGGUUGGGGUUGUUUUGAUGAAUUCAACAGACUUGAAGAAAAUAUACUUUCUGGUAUUUCAACAAAGAUAGAGAAAAUUCAAAAUGCUUUAUCCACUUCCAGUCGCAAAGUGGAAUUACUUGCAAAGUCUUUUGUGAUUAACAAAAACACCGGCCUGUUUAUCACAAAUAAUCCAAAUUAUGAAGGAAGAUCCACUUUACCUGAUAAUAUCACAAGUAAGUUCCUUUCUUUUAGCUUAAUGGUGCCUGAUUCUGAAACCAUUGCAAAAGUUAUUCUAGCAACCAAAGGAUUUACAAACGCAAGUUCUUUGGCUGUUACUCUUGUCCAACUCUUUGACAACAUGAAAAAUUCUUGUUCAGUGCAAAGACAUUAUGAUUUUGGAUUACGAAGUUUGAAAUCCGUAAUCGUCCAUGCCGGCAAAAUGAAUCGCAGUAUGCCUUCUAACAAUGAAUACAACUCCGAACUACAGGUUUUACAAAGAAGCUGCUAUGAUGUUAUUCUUCCUAGAUUAUUGCCCGAUGAUGAACAGAUAUUUUCAGCUGAAAUUUCAAAGUUUAAUUUACCCUACAAACCAUCAAAUGACUAUGAAGACUUUAAGACUAUUUUGUCAGAAACGGCAAAACUGAAAGGCUAUACUGCAACUAAAAGUUGGCUGCUCAAAUGUAUGCAAAUUUAUGAAAUUCAGAAGAUAAAUCAUGGGCUCAUACUUGUUGGCUCCUCGUGCAUGGGAAAAACAGUGUCCUUUUCUUGUUUUUUGGAAGCAUUAUCAAGAUACAGUACGGUGCAAAACGAAUGUUAUAGAAUAGAUGCCAAUGUUCUGAAUAAACAUUCCAUCUUUGGGGAGUUAGACUACGCCACUAGAGAAUGGAAGGACGGAAUUGUUACUGCCAUUUUAAGGCAAGCAAGCAAUAAUAAUAAAAUCAAUAAAAGGAUCUGGAUAAUAUUCGACUGUAAUAUUGAUCCAAACUGGGUGGAGAAUUUGAAUAGCGUCUUGGAUGAUAACCGCUUACUCACCCUCCCAAAUGGAGAACGAAUUACUUUACCUGAAAAUAUGCGAAUUGUUUUUGAAACUGAUAGCUUAAAACAUGCCACUCCAGCAACUGUAAGCAGAUGUGGAAUAGUCUUAUUCAACAAACCUCACUUCGCAAUCUGUGAUAUAUUCAGAGAGGCGCUAGUUAACUUCAAGAAAAAUAAAGUCAGAAAUGAUGAUGAUGCUUAUGACAAGACUUUGAUAUCUCACAACCUCACGACCCAUGAUUUUAGAGAAAGUUUCGUUAAUAUAAUGUUUGAUCUGGUGGAUAGUUCUUCCCUUGAACAUCUUUCGAAACUAUCCAAAGCAUUUACAUACGUUAUGCAUGUUAGUGACUUCAAGAUAAUUUCCAGUCUUGUCAAUUUCAUGAAGCAAACAUUAAAAAGGCUUUUGGACUUUAUUGAAAUACAUCCACAUAUUGCACGUAACAAUUUUGACGCUUUUUUCAAAAAAGAAACCGUUCAGAUUCUUAUAUGGUCAUUUGCUAGUGAGCUAACGUAUGAUGAUAGAGAAGCUUUUGCUAAAGAGCUUUUGGAAAUACCCAACUUCCAUCAUGUUGUGCCUGUUUCCGAUGCGAAAGAUCUACUUCACGCUCAUGUGUGUCUUCCGGGGGGCGAUCUUGAAAAUUAUAACAGUGAGCUGCAAGAAGUUGAUAUUCAACCUGAUAGAAUACUUGGGCCUGGGAAUGUAAUUUCAACUGUCGACACGUGUAUUUAUGAAAAAUUGAUAUUUUCGACUUUAGAUCAGCACAAGUCUUUGAUAUUGUGUGGCCCUCCUGGAUCUGGUAAAACCAUGCUUUUGCUUUCGUGCAUAAGAAGGUCCGUUGGAUUUGAGCUUGUUGGAAUGAACUUCUCUAAAGAAACUACAGUCGAUUCAGUACUGAAAGCCUUAGAACAAUCAUGUGAGUAUAAAAAAAAUGUCAACAAUAUAACUCUGGGUCCAAAAAUCCCGGGCAAGUGGAUAAUACUAUUUUGUGAUGAAUUGAACUUGCCGAAAUCAGAUGUGUACGGAACUCAACAAGUGAUCCAGUUUUUGAGGCAAUUGGUGACAGAAAAUGGAUUUUGGCACCCAAAAACUCGGGUUUGGGUGACUAUUGAAAAUAUACAGUUUGUUGGGGCUUGUAAUCCGAUUUCAACUUCUGGCAGAAACUCCAUGACUGAUCGAUUCACCAAUUUUUGUACAACUAUUAUGGUGGAUUAUCCCUCUCUUGAGUCUUUGGGAAGAAUUUACGGUGUUUACUCAAAAUCUAUUUUGAAAACAAUUCCUGAUCUCACCAAAUAUUCGGAUUCUUUUUCCAAAUCAUUAAUUGAGACUUAUGUGAGAUAUCAAACGCACUUUAAAGAUUCAUUAAGACCUCAUUAUUUAUGCUCCCCUCGUGAACUUACUCGGUGGGUAAAAGGUGUUUAUAUUGCUUUGAAACCGCUGAUUUCAUGCAGUUUAGAGAAUUUGAUUCGGCUUUGGGCGUAUGAAGCUCUAAGAUUAUUCUCAGAUAGACUGGUUUUGAUAAAUGAAAAAAGUUGGUUUUUUGAUACAAUGGUCGAUAUCGCAAAAACUCAUUUUCCGCAUACCAAUCUUUCAAAAGCUUUAUCACAGCCCAUUCUUUUUUCCGACUGGCUCAGCUAUGAUUACCAGUCAGUUGAUAAGAAACAACUCGAGACGUUUCUUAGGGGAAGAUUCAAUGUGUUCAAUGAAGAGGAAUCAUGGGUUGAUAUUGUUUUAUAUGAGGAUUUAUUAGAUCAUAUUUUAAGAAUUGACCGAGUUUUGAAACACGUCCAAGGCCAUAUGAUUCUAGUCGGCCCAAGUGGCAGUGGUAAAACCACGCUUACAAAAUUUGUGUCCUGGAUGAAUGGGAUCCACCCUGUCCAGCUAAACGUUUCCAAGCAUUUUAGUUUAAGGGAUUUUGAUGAAAUUUUGAAAGGGCUAUUAUUUCGAGCAGCUGUUAGAGGUGAAAAAAUAUGUUUUAUUAUAGACGAAUCCACAAUUCUAGACGACUCGUUCUUAGAAAAGAUGAAUACAUUGUUAGCCAAUGCGGAGGUUCCUGGGCUUUUUGAUGGGGAAGAGUAUGAAAAUUUGAUUAGUUCAUGUUUAUCUGCUUCUAGAAAUGAAGGUUUAGUACUAGAUUCGUCGGAGGAAGUAUACCAAUGGUUCGUUCAGCGUAUUGCUAGCAACUUUCAUGUAAUCUUCACAAUGAAUGAUAAUGAUGAAACAAAUCCAUUUAUUUCAUCACCUGCACUCUAUAACCGUUGUGUUUUAAAUUGGAUGGGCAAUUGGUCUAAAACUUCUUUGGAAACCGUUUCUAGAGAAGUAACCAAAGGUAUUCCACUUGACAAUUCUGAGUAUAAGAUUGAGGAAACAAAGGGAACGUUUACUGGUUUGAGAAAGGUAGUCACAAGUCUUCUAGUUUUAAUUCACACUCAUGUUGGAGAAUUAAGUGGCCAUAUCACUCCCUCACAUUUUUUAAACUUUUUGAAGACAUUCUCUUCCAUAUAUACUCAAAAAGAAAGCACUUUGCAAGAGAUGAACUCCCACGUUAAUAAGGGCUUAACACACUUAAAAGAAGCAUUCCUUAAAGUUAAGCGCCUUGGAGUCAUUAUGGCAGAAAAGGAAGAAAAGCUAAGAAUCGAAGAUGAUAAAGCAAGGGAGCUUCUUAACAAAAUGAUUACUGAUCAAAAUGAGUCAGAAAGAAAACAAGACAUGUCGAUGAAGAUGCAACAGUUGUUUGCCGAUCAAGAAAAAGAGAUUAUCAAAAGGAGAGAAGUUGUUAUGAAAGAGUUGAAUGAAGUUCAGGAUUUGAUUGAAGAAGCCCAAAAAGGAGUUUUAGAUAUAAAAAAGCAGCAUUUGACUGAAUUGCGAUCGAUGCACAACCCUCCAGAGACAAUAAAACUUGUCCUGGAAUCUAUUUGCUUCAUGCUGGGUUACAACGUCCAAAACUGGAGAGAUGUUCAGCACGUUAUUAGACAAGAUGACUUUAUCGCCAGUAUAAUUAAUUUCAAAGGAGACGAGCAAUUGACUUCUGAAAUUCUUUUAUACAUGGAAAACCAUUACUUGUCCAAAAAUAACUUCAACUAUGAGUCCGCUAACAGGGCUAGUAAAGCGUGUGGUCCUCUUUUUAUGUGGAUAAAGGCACAACUAAAGUUCUCUGCUAUUGUUGUGAAAUUUAGUCCUCUAAAAAAUGAGCUUGAAAAGCUUGAGGGGAAGUUGGUAGACACCAAAGCAAAACUGAUUGCAAUAAAUAGCUUGGUAAAGGAUUUACAAGACGAAGUUGAGAAAUACAAGAUACAAUACAGUGAGACAAUCCGUGUCAAAGAAAAUAUUCGAAUUGAAAUGGAAAAUGUCAGGCAAAAACUUGAUCGGAGUGUGAAGCUACUAUCUAGUUUGGGUAGUGAGCGUCAAAGAUGGGAAGCUAAUGUUUUAGAUUAUCAGCAACAAAAAGAGACCAUGGUUGGUAAUAUCAUCUUAGUUUCAGCUUUCACUACUUAUUGUGGUUUUUUGGCACCAACAUUUAGAACGAAACUACUUGAUGCAUGGAAGUCGCUACUCAGUGAAAAACAAAUCCCAUUUAGCACUGAAGAGGGUCAACUUUUAACAACUUACAUUUUCCCAGCAGAUAAUGUCAUCGAAUGGCAAAACUACGGUCUCCCAAAUGAUGAACAGUUUAUAGAUAACACCGCCAUUUUGGCUUCCCCCUUUGACAAUCGUUUUUCUUUUAUUAUUGAUCCUUCAGAGUUGUUGAUACCUUUUUUGAUUCGAUUGACGGAACCUAAGCAAUUAGUGAUAACGAGUUUUUUGGAUCCUAAUUUCAAAAAGAAACUUGAAAAUUGUGCAAAAUUUGGCGGUACUAUUUUGCUUUGCGAUGGUGAGUAUUUUGACCCCGUUAUCAAUAGACUUAUUGCCAAAGAUGUUCGUGUUAUGGGUGCUGGUAGAACGGUGGUCAAAAUCGGGGACCGGGACGUUGAUCUGUCUCCUGAUUUUGAGUUGUAUAUUCAUACAAGAGAUUCGACAUUAGAGGUAUCACCUUUUAUUUCAAGCCGAAUGAACAUACUCAACUACUCAUUUACUUCUGAAACAAUGAUAAAUGAAGCACUUAACUUGACUUUGGAAGUGAGAGAUCCUGAGGUUGAGGCUAAGAGAUUAUUGUUAACAAAAAAGAACACUGAAUGUAAGGAACAGCUGAAAAAGUACGAAAAGGAGUUGUUAGAAUUACUCAAUUCAAGUGAGGAUAAUAUUUUAGAUGAUGAUAAAUUGUUAUCAAAAUUGGAGACUCUCAAGCAGGAAACUAAGGUGUUGGAGACUCAAAUGAUAGAGUCUGCUUCAAUGAUACAUAGCUAUAAUACAAUUCGGAAUGAAUUCAGAGCAUUGGGAGAAUUGUAUGCUAAACUAACAACAGUCUUUGACAAGCUAGUUGCUGUUAACAAAAACUAUGUUUAUCCAAAAGACGAGUUGAAGAAAAUAUUACGUGGGUCCCUUGAGUUCAAAUUAUCUUCAACUGUUGAAACAAUAAUAACUGAGUUUUCCCAGCGCACUUACCGAGAAACAUCUAGUUCCAUAUUGGAGAAAGAUAAGGGAAUUUUAAAAAGAUUAUUGGAUCAUUUUGUUGGUGUAGCAAAUUAUGAGGAUAUGAGUUUGAGUGAAAAUGUCAGAAAAAAUCAGAUCAUACUGCUGAGAUCUACCAAAGGUAACGACGCUACCAUUAGAAUCAAAGAGAUAUCUUUGGGGGAAAAUGUUGAGCUCGUUAAAUAUGCAAUGGGAUCGAGUGACGACUGUGAUGUUGCUAGCAGGAUGAUCAUGGAGUUGAAAGGAUCCAAGACUUGGCUUGUCAUUGAAAAUAUCGAAAUGUCAAGUGAAUUUUUGGAGCUUAUUAACGAAACUAUUUCCAUACUUAAAAGCGGUGAUAUAGCAAAAGAAGAAAAGUUCAAAUUGAUAUUAACUAGCAAAAUUGAAUCCAAGCUACCUCCUUUGCUUCUGAAAUCGUGCAAGCAAAUUGUUAUUGAAAAUGAGCAAGGAUUGAAGAAGAACAUGAUAGACCAGUUGCUCAAUGAUACCAGUCCUUUAAGCCUACACAAGCUCAACAACAUCAAGCCCAAAGAACUUAAAAAACUUUACUUGGUCCUUGUUUGGUUUUUCUCUUUACUUUUAUCACGGCUACGAUUUAGCAAAGGUGGGUUUACCAAAAGAUACGAAAUCAGUCAAUCAGAUCUACGUAACGCCGAAAAAUUUAUUGGUAAAUUCAUCAUUUCCAAAUACGAAACCGAUGAGGUCGAAUUUGAAGUAAGUGCAGAAAUGCUUGAAACAGUCGGAAAAAUGAUCUCUUCUCUGAUUUUUGGUGGUAAGUUUGACGACCAUGGUGACUUGCAGGCGUUGCAGAGAUGCGGAUUUGCGCUAUUCCGAAGUGGUAUGUUGGGCUCACACUUCAAUAUAUUAGAGUUCGGCGGAAGUGACAAACUCUCGGCACCUGAAGGUUACAAUACAAUGGAUUAUGUCGAAUGGAUCAAGAACUUACCGGAAAAGGAACCUAUGGAUUGGUUGGGUUUGCCCGAGGACGCAGAAACGACGCAGAGAGAGAUUAUAGAAAGGAAGAGUACAGAAGCCUUUCAAAGAAUUUUGGAAGCCAUUUAG
This is a messenger RNA of Pichia membranifaciens NRRL Y-2026, 12225 nucleotides long. RefSeq lists its product as hypothetical. Gene Ontology annotation, cellular component: dynein complex. The transcript has 2 exons. Gene Ontology annotation, biological process: microtubule-based movement. NCBI's taxonomy places the organism in Eukaryota, Fungi, Ascomycota, Pichiomycetes, Pichiales, Pichiaceae. The coding region runs from base 31 to 12225 and encodes 4064 amino acids. The record is from RefSeq and is a predicted model, not a curated record. Gene Ontology annotation, molecular function: minus-end-directed microtubule motor activity; dynein intermediate chain binding; ATP binding.